Molecule: messenger RNA, 816 nt
Organism: Anoplophora glabripennis (Asian longhorned beetle)
Lineage: Eukaryota; Metazoa; Arthropoda; Insecta; Coleoptera; Cerambycidae
Gene: Tctp
Product: translationally-controlled tumor protein homolog
Exons: 3
Coding region: 89-607 (172 amino acids)
Cellular component (GO): cytoplasm
Molecular function (GO): calcium ion binding
Source: RefSeq, a predicted model, not a curated record
AAAUUACUCGCCGACCUUUUUCCGGUGCUCUCGUAAGGCUGAGGUCGACAUUUUUGUGGUUCGACGAAAAUCUAAAUAAUCCUACAAAAUGAGGAUCUAUAAGGACAUCUUCACCGGUGAUGAAAUGUUCUCAGACAGUUAUAAGAUGAAACUAGUAGAUGAAGUCUUGUAUGAGGUUUAUGGAAAACUAGUCCAGCGUAAACAUGGAGAUAUCCUAUUAGAAGGAUCUAAUCCCUCGGCAGAAGAAGCUGAUGAGGGCACCGAUGCUGCCGUUGAAUCAGGCGUUGAUAUAGUUUUAAAUCACAGAUUGUGUGAAACCUACGCCUUUGGCGACAAGAAGUCUUACACCGCUUACCUUAAGGACUACAUGAAGAAAUUAGUAGCAAAAUUGGAAGAGAAAUCUCCGGACCAAGUAAACAUCUUCAAAACGAAUAUGAAUAAAGUAAUGAAAGACAUUCUGGGUAGGUUUAAGGAGUUGCAAUUUUUCACCGGCGAGUCCAUGGACAUCGACGGCAUGGUCGGACUGAUGGAAUAUAGGGAUAUCGAUGGGGAAUCCGUUCCCGUGAUGAUGUUUUUCAAACACGGCCUUGACGAGGAAAAGUUUUAGUGUAAUUUUAAAUUAUUGCCUAUUUUUGUUAUUUAAUUUAUACUCCAUAACUAUUUUUAUUAAGAUGAGAUUCCUCAAGUGAUCGCGCAUAGGUUUUUAAAUUUUACAAAAUUAUAUUGUUCCAACUUUUUUUUUUCAGCCUGUACAGUUCUAGCUAUUGAAUGAAGAAUGUUUAUAUAUCUGUGAAAUUAAAACUAAUUUUCCUAUAA